This is a messenger RNA of Adineta ricciae, 1332 nucleotides long. The record is from the annotation of a GenBank genome assembly. NCBI's taxonomy places the organism in Eukaryota, Metazoa, Rotifera, Eurotatoria, Adinetida, Adinetidae.
AUGAUAUUGUCUUCGUCAUUAAAUCUUAUUGAAGAUUGUUUUUACGAAAAACGUAUUCAUACAUCUUUACAUGAUUACAAUGACUUACAUGGCCGGUGGGUAUCAGAAUUAGAUUGUUUAGAUCGCUGUUUGAAAUUAAAAUCUCAAAAAUGUCGGUCAUUCGAGCAUUGGCAUUCGAAACAAGCUGGUUUAUGUGUACACGCAAAUACUUCUCUACGUGAUCGACCAUUAGCCACGAGGGUUAAUCUUCUUGUAGAUUACUAUGAAGUUGAUUGUCGAAAAGAUACGAAAGCUGUACGAUUGCAGACGAUCAGCUGUCCAGGUGAUCAUUUAAACAUUCUCGUUAGUUUGAACGGUAUCGAUCCGAAUUAUGUUCUACUUGGUGAUAGUGAUUGUAAACCUUUUUGGUCGAAUGAAACACAUGCACAAUUCGUUACACACAUCGAUAAUUGUUCAUUGAUAUUAAAUGAUGCGUCUAUUGUUGGAAAACUUCGUUGGGAAGGCAUCGCAACAGACACGAAUGAAGCGCGACACUAUGGUCGAUUCUUUCUUUGUCCAAGUGAUAUUCAACAGAUACGUUUAGCACAUCGAACAUCAUCAACAAUAGGUGCCUUAUUGCCAAAAACUACUCCAUUGCCAAGCACUACUCCAUCACGUCUGCCUUUACCCGUAGGUGAGAAUGAUGAUGAGGAUGAUAAUGAUAAUGACGAUGAAAAAUCAAUUUCAAAAGAUUAUAAAAUACUAUUACGAUGGAUUUUACAUAAUCAAACAUAUAUCUGUCCACCUAUAUGUUCAAUUUCGCUCUACUCAUUGAUCUAUGUCUCCUUUGACGAUGUUGCUUCAUUAUCAUCGUCAUUUUUCAUCGAUUCAUGUGAUUUCGUAGCUCUAUAUCCGUACACAGAUUACCUACAAACACGUCGAUUGAUCUCUGGAAGUUGUUCUGCUGAUCCAACUGUGAUCCAUUUGUCAUCGGAAAUGAAUUCUUUAUCUACAUUUCACUAUUCUUUCUAUCUAUAUAAUAUUCUUCGCGAACCAAUCCCAUUCGAAAUCCAAUGUAAAAUUUCCAACCGACAGGAAUCAUUUGUAAAUAAACAUGUCAGAUGUUCGACAACAAUGAACAAUGAUCAGUUAGCGAUAGUCACAAGUGAUUAUUCAUCUGUAUCAUUUCGUUCGUCACCGAUUGAUGUUCUGACAAAUUUACCGUCGAAUCUGACAGAACGAAAGAAGACUCCGACGUCAGUUCCAGCUUCUUCAUCCUUCAUUCUUGUCCAACGAAUUCAAUACUUUCUAUUUAGCUUUUCUCUUCUCUUUUCACAUUGGGAGAUAUUUUAA